Molecule: messenger RNA, 1640 nt
Organism: Manihot esculenta (cassava)
Lineage: Eukaryota; Viridiplantae; Streptophyta; Magnoliopsida; Malpighiales; Euphorbiaceae
Product: protein KTI12 homolog
Exons: 2
Coding region: 378-1286 (302 amino acids)
Source: RefSeq, a predicted model, not a curated record
AUAACCUUUAAUCCCCCAACCCAAACAUUGCGCUCAAUUCUCAACACUGCCGCCCGUCCCGUCCCCCCAUCGGCUUCUCCAACUCUCUCCCUCAGUUACAGCCGCGCACCUCCCGCGUUCCGAAGAUCGUCCGUCUGCUGUUCACGCUGUUAACGUCGUUGCUACGUCCGCUGGUGCUGGUUGCUUCUUCGCUUCCCCUGCUCCUCGUCGCUGCUUCCGCUGGUCCAGUCCUCUGCCGUUCGGUGCUGCUCCUCACCGCUGGUCCUCGUCCUCAAUCACGCCGUCGCUGGUCCUCGCCGCUUCCUCAGUCACUGCAGUAAGCAAUUUUGUGGAACGAGCAUAUCAGUACCCGAGUACAAAUAUUCCAUUUCCUCCUAAUGGCUUUGGUUGUAAUCUGUGGCCAGCCAUGUAGUGGGAAGUCUACAGCUGCUCUUUGCUUAGCUGAAGCUCUCAAGGACUCUGAGUCAAAAUUAAAUGUUAGGGUCGUUAACGAUGCUUCCUUCCAUCUUGAUCGCAAUCAGAGUUAUGCCAAUAUGACUGCAGAGAAAAAUUUAAGAGGGGUACUCAGGUCAGAAGUUGAUAGAUCUGUGUCAAAAGACAAUAUAAUCAUAGUAGAUUCUUUGAAUAGCAUCAAGGGUUACAGGUAUGAGCUUUGGUGUUUGGCUCGAGCUGCAGGAAUAAGAUACUGUGUGCUUUUUUGUGAUGUCGAGGAAACUCAAUGUCAAAAAUGGAAUGAGCAGCGCAGAGAAAAGGGAGAAGCUGCAUAUGACAAUGCCAUAUAUGAUGACUUGGUAAGAAGGUUCGAGACACCAGAUAAAAGAAAUCGAUGGGAUUCUCCUUUGUUUGUGUUAUGGCCAAGUAGAGAUGGAAUUCAUAAAUCUUCUGCUGCCAUUGUAGAUGCAAUUUCAUACUUGACAAAGAAAGUGGACUCCAAAUCUCGUGAUGUGAAAAUUUUACAGCCAACAAUUGCUACGCAAUCUACACGAUUUUCAGAGGCAAAUUCUUUGUAUGAGUUGGACAGGGCAACACAAGAGGUGAUCAAUGUCAUUGUAGAGGCACAAUCCCAGGCAAUUGGAGGUCCAAUUAAUGGUGUUUCUCUUGGUCAGGAUUUACCAACUCUCAACAUUUCAAGGUCAGUUGGCUUGCCAGAGCUACGAAGACUGAGGCGAACUUUCAUUAAGUUGACAGGUCAGACUAGCUUAAGUGGACCGCCACCACCUUCAGAUGCAGGGAGUGCAAAAAGGAUGUUUGUGGAUUAUUUGAACCGGGAAUUGGGAACUGCUUGAAGGAGGAUACUGGGAAUGGUAUAUUAUACUAAACGUUUGCUGCCAGAAGCAUCUGUGGAGAAGGUGAAACCCGUGAGUUACAUUCUAAAAUAUUCAGUUCUUUAAUAUAUUGUAUCAACAGAUUUAGACAAGGACUCUUCCAUUUUAUUGGAGUAGUCAUUGUGUAUUGGCAAAUCUAUUUGUAUGAGCGAAGGGUGAAUUGUUGUUAAUGAGGCAUCAAUUUACCAUUGGCUCUAUAGUUUUCUUUAUUUUCUCUUAGACAUUUUGAGCCCCAGUGGUGGAUAGAUAGUGAAAUUGUCCCAAAUGAUGGGGAUUGUUUAAUAAAUGUGAUCAGCUAGUGCCAUUCUUGUCUGA